AACCCAUCUAAGAAAGUGGGUUUGGGUCGAACCCGAAUGAUCUUCAGAUUAGAAUACAUUCAUCAAGUCAGUAGUAUUAAGCAGGGCUUCUUCUCAAGGCAUGAAUGCCACCGCCGAGGUUCGCGCCACACCGCCGGUGCAACUUCCUCUCCUCCGGUCUCAGGCUGCUGGAAACUGUUACGCUGCCUCCGCAUUGACUGAGAAUUUCGCGAUAGAGUGCCGGAAUCUCAGCUACUCUGUUAAAACUCGGCAAGGAAGAAUUCUACCUAUUCUCAACGAUUGCUCUCUCAGCAUCCCCGCUGGACAGUUCUGGAUGCUCCUCGGCCCAAAUGGAUGCGGGAAAUCUACGCUUCUAAAAAUUUUCGGUGGUUUACUGAAUCCAACUGGUGGAUCUUUGCAUGUAAAGAAGCCGCGGAGUUUUGUGUUUCAGAAUCCUGAUCAUCAGGUAGUUAUGCCCACUGUGGAGGCAGAUGUGGCAUUUGGCCUUGGCAAGUUCAAUAUAACCAAUGAUGAAAUUACGUCAAGAGUGGCUAAAGCUUUGGAUGCUGUUGGCAUGUAUGAAUAUUUGCAAAGACCAGUUCAAACUCUUAGUGGUGGUCAGAAACAAAGGGUUGCUAUAGCUGGUGCUCUGGCAGAAGCAUGCGAAGUAUUUUUACUAGAUGAACUCACAUCAUUCUUGGAUGAAAAUGAUCAGGUUGGGAUGGUGCCGUCUAUAUGGAAGAUGGGAGGGUUGUUUUACAAGCUGAUCCUUCAACCAUAUUGA
Molecule: messenger RNA, 763 nt
Organism: Sesamum indicum (sesame)
Lineage: Eukaryota; Viridiplantae; Streptophyta; Magnoliopsida; Lamiales; Pedaliaceae
Source: RefSeq, a predicted model, not a curated record